This is a messenger RNA of Tauraco erythrolophus (red-crested turaco), 477 nucleotides long. The record is from RefSeq and is a predicted model, not a curated record. NCBI's taxonomy places the organism in Eukaryota, Metazoa, Chordata, Aves, Musophagiformes, Musophagidae.
CCUAAAAUAAAAUGUGAUCCCUACAUCUUGGAGCAUGGAGAUGAAGUGAAGAUUGGUGAAACUGUGCUUUCUUUUCAUAUACAUCCUGGCAGUGAUACUUGCGAUGGAUGUGAACCAGGACAGGUCAGAGCACAUCUUCGCCUGGACAGGAAAAAGGAAUCUUCUGUUUGCCCAGCGCUUAGCAAAGAAGAGAGAGAGUUAGUCAGAAGAAAAGCAUUAAAACAAAUACGGGUAAAAUAUGGUUUACAGAACACAGAGUAUGAAGACAACAAAGCAGUGAAGAAUCCAAAGUACAAAGAUAGAGCAGGAAAACGCAGAGAGACCUUUGGAAGUGAAGGAACCUUCCAGAGAGAUGAUAGUCCAGCUUCUGUUCAUAUUGAAAUCAGCAACAGCAACAAAGGACAUAAAAUGUUGGAGAAGAUGGGAUGGAAGAAAGGCGAAGGCCUGGGCAAGGAUGGUGGUGGUAUGAAGGAUCCG